Lates calcarifer (barramundi perch) is the source of this 1045-nucleotide messenger RNA. It is a transcript of the gene mkrn2os.1, whose product is annotated as MKRN2 opposite strand, tandem duplicate 1. The transcript is spliced from 4 exons. The record is from RefSeq and is a predicted model, not a curated record. The coding region runs from base 10 to 645 and encodes 211 amino acids. Lineage: Eukaryota; Metazoa; Chordata; Actinopteri; Centropomidae.
CCUGUCCUCAUGGAGUUCAGAGACCUGCUGCGGUUCCGACACUGCGGCAGGACCGUCUACACGCUGCACGGUCCUGCGGGUCUGCGGUGCCCGGUGUGCGGUCUGGCGGUGCGGCUCGGCUUGAUGGAGGCUCCGAUCCGGAUUCAGACUCCUUUCAGAGACGGACACCGGACGACCUGCUGCUUCCUCAUCACCUCCCGGCACGGAGCGGCCGGGUUCAGUGAAGAAAACGAGUCCGAGCUUCAUGUCGGCGUCUCCAACUCUGAAGGUGUGGUGUUCAGUUACACAGAGUCGGGGGUUCAGCGGCAGCAGCAGGGAUGGGAGCUCAGCAUCGUCGUCCCUCUGGUUGCCCCCAGCAACGACAGCCUCAGUUUCAGGACGCUGUGGGAUGAACAGCUGGAGACAUACAGUCGUCUGAACACCUGGACGGCGGGCAGGUUUCAGGAGCAGAGGGAGUUUGGGUCUUGUUGCUAUGGUUUCGCUCUGAGCUUUAUCAACCAUGUGAUGAGACCAGAGGGCAGCCAGCCAAUCAGCAGAGAGCGCUUCACCUGUUGGUACGUCCUGCCCAGGAUGGAGACGACCUCCAGGUAUCUGUCAGUGUACCAGCACGUCUGUCAGCAUGGAUACUACAGCACCGCAGAGUAGAACUGUCCCACAGCCCCCGAACACACCAGCUGGUUUGGUCUGUUUGCUAGAAACUGUCAAGUCUCUUGAGGUCCCUGAACUACCCACCGGCACAGUGUAUUUACUGCUAACAUCCCCAUCUCCUGAACAGUGCAGUAGAUCUGUGUAUUUGCUGGGAACUAUCUGUACUUCAGGUUUCCCAUGGUCCCCGAACUACUCUUCAGCUGCAUAUUUCCCACAAACACUCAAGUCUCCUGAGGUCCCUGAACUACCCACUGGUCUGUUUGACUGUGCAGAGACUAAGUGUCUAUAACACCUGUCUCACUGUGUCUCCAGGUGUUAUCAGGACGAACAGGUGAGACCUGAUGUUGUGUCUGUGCAGGAUUGAACAGAAAAUAAAAUGAAGAAGUCAUGUUGAUAA